Molecule: messenger RNA, 1855 nt
Organism: Camelina sativa (false flax)
Lineage: Eukaryota; Viridiplantae; Streptophyta; Magnoliopsida; Brassicales; Brassicaceae
Source: RefSeq, a predicted model, not a curated record
GGAGCAAUAGAUGGAACUGGAAUGGAUAUUGAUGAUGCUGCUGAUAUGGAGGAUGCAAAAGCCAAUGUCGUGGAGUCUGAUAAAGAAAUGGGCAAACGGAAGCUUUACUUUGGGUCUCAAGCUUUGAAUUAUCGCCGUGAUCAAAUGGAGAUAGUGUCACCCAUAAAGGAUGGCAUUGUAAAUGAUUGGGAUAUGGUGGACAAUGUAUGGGACCAUGCUUUUAGGAAUUGUCUAAUGAUUGAUCCCAAGGAACAUCCAAUGCUGCUAGCAGAGCCCCCUUUGAACACAGAACAACAAAGAGAAAAGGCAGCUGAGAUAAUGUUUGAAAAAUACAAAGUGCCAGCAUUAUUUACAGCAAAAAAUCCUGUUCUUACAUCGUUUGCAUCGGGGCGAGCUACUUCUUUGGUUGUUGACUGUGGUGGAGGAUCCACGACUAUUUCACCAGUGCAUGACGGUUAUGUUCUUCAAAAGGCUGUCAUAUCAUCUCCAAUUGGUGGAGACUUUCUCACUGAUUGCUUACUGAAAAGCUUGGAGAGUAAAGGGAUUAAAAUAAAACCUAGAUACUCUUUCAAGAGAAAGGAAAUACGACCAGGAGAAUUUCAGGUUACAGAUGUAGAAGUUCCUGAUACCACAGAAAGCUACAAACUCUUCUGUCAGAGGAUGAUAGUAAGUGAUAUCAAGGAUUCUAUUUGUCGAGUUCCAGACACUCCGUAUGAUGACAAAUCAUAUUCGAACAUUCCAACAACGUCUUACGAGCUUCCUGAUGGCCAGACACUUGAAAUUGGUGCUGAUAGAUUCAAAGUCCCUGAUGUUAUAUUCAACCCUUCUAUAGUUCAGACUAUUCCUGGAAUGGGGAAUAAUACAGACAUGCUUCAUUCUGUUCGAGGGUUACCACAAAUGGUCAUAGAGAGCAUCAGCAAAUGUGAUGCUGAUAUACGCAGAGAGUUGUAUAGUAGCAUACUGCUGGCUGGUGGAACAUCAUCGAUGCAACAACUUAAAGAACGCCUCGAGAAGGACUUGGUAGAAGAAUCUCCUCAAUCAGCUCGAGUAAAAGUGUUGGCAAGCGGUAACACAACAGAAAGGAGAUUCAGUGUGUGGAUAGGAGGGAGUAUAUUGGCAUCACUAGGUUCAUUCCAGCAAAUGUGGUUCUCCAAGUCUGAGUAUGAAGAGCAUGGAGCUUCUUACAUCCAGAGGAAAUGCCCUUAAAAGCUGAUUGAGAUCAAGAAAUGUGUUCGAUAUUGGUUGGUGUAUUAAUAUAGUAGUAGUUGGUGUGUGUUUUGCCGUAAAAUGACCUUAUCCGUCUCCAAACGUUGGAUAUAUAAAAACGUGUCGUAAUUUUUUGUCACAUUAAACUGUAUCCAAUGAUGUAGAUACACGUGUUAACCAUUCGAUAUGAUCCAAUAAUGUAAAACCACGUGUCAGCAUCUGGUCUCUCUCUCUCUCUCUACACAGAUCCUUCCUCUGGACGGCAAGAAUCGCCGACGUGCCCCUUCUCUUCUUUAAUUUUUUUUCCUUUUAAUCGGAUUCUCCCAAUUUUAUUUUCAUUUUCGACAGAUUCUUCCAAUUUUUGGAAAUUUUGGAUUCUGGAAUCGCGCGGUUCUUGUGGGUCUUUGCGUUUUCCUUUAUAUCGGCAAUAAAUCUAUAUAGAUCGCGCGAUUUAGUCAAUUUCUCAAGCAUCCAGAUUUCUUCUAUUCUGGAAAAAAAAUUGUUUGCUUUCUUUUUUUCAGGUGGAUAAUUUUUUUUUUUCUUUCUUUGUCGUUUUCCUGGAAAAUUUUUGUGAAUAACGGCGACAAAAUCGACGAAUCGGAUUGUGGUUUCGUUAAAAAAUUUCAAUUUCUGAAAAAAAAAAAAAAAA